AUGGACAAAGGCGAACACUUCCUUUCUUCUGUCGACAGAAGAAAUUGUGAAAUCUUAAUAUACACACAUCUCUCUCUAUGUCUGUUCGUUAUCUAUCUAUCUAUCUAUCUAUCUAUCUAUCUAUCUAUCUAUCUAUCUAUCUAUGUCUGUUCGUUAUCUAUCUAUCUAUCUAUCUAUCUAUCUAUCUAUGUCUGUUCGUUAUCUAUCUAUCUAUCCCAUUCUACUCACUAUCUAUCUAUCUAUCUAUCUAUCUAUCUAUCUAUCUAUCUAUCUAUCUAUCCCAUCUAUCCCAUUCUAUCUAUCUAUCUAUCUAUCUAUCUAUCUAUCUAUGUCUGUUCGUUAUCUAUCUAUCUAUCUCAGUCAAUUUAUAUUUAUCUAUCUGUGUCUGUUCAUUACUUAUCUAUCUAUCAAUUUCUUCUUUUCAUAAUCAUCAUAUCUAUCUAUCUAUCUAUCUAUCUAUCUAUCUAUCUAUCUAUCUAUCUAAGCCUGUUCGUAUCUAUCUAUCUAUCUAUCUAUCUAUCUAUCUAUCUAUCUAAGCCUAUCCCUGUUCGUAUCUAUCUCAAUCUGUUCCUAUCUAUCUAUGUAUCUAUCCAUCUAUCUAAGCCUGUUCGUAUCUAUGUAUCUCAAUUUGUUCCUAUCUAUCUAUCUAUCUAUCUAUCUAUCUAUCUAUCUAUCUAUCUAUCUAUCGUUAAAUCAGCAGCCUAA
Acanthosepion pharaonis is the source of this 705-nucleotide messenger RNA. Lineage: Eukaryota; Metazoa; Mollusca; Cephalopoda; Sepiida; Sepiidae. The record is from the annotation of a GenBank genome assembly.